AUGGGGAUAAUCCGCAAAACCCUCAACACGCUCAUCCUCGGGGGCGCUGGUGGUGUUGGUAGUUUCGCAUUCUGGACACGGAAUUCCAAGUUUGUCCCAAUUGCAGCAGACGACCCAAUCUUCUCCUCCGCCGCCUACCUACGAAACAAUCCCAACAAGAACCCACAAACGAAAGAUCUAUGUGUGAGGAAAGUAGAGCUAAGCAAGAUAAAACCGCAACUGCUUGAGAAAGAGGGCGAGGGGAAGUUGGUGGAGGCGUUUUGUGCGGGAGUUUGGGGUGGGAUAGGCUAUGCGUACCAACGCCGCUACCUCGAGAAAAAGUACCGCAACUCCACGACAACAGCACACCAACUCUGGAGCACCCCCGAGCUUCUAUCCUCGUCGUACGACGUCGGAACACAGAUCACCGACCACUUCGAAGUGGUGUCCAAGACGCCCUCAUCAAUAAUCGUUCGAUGCGGCGAUAGUCCACUGAAAACAGGGGUCAGGGAUAGCGAUGGGUUGUUCGAGAUGGGCGUUAAGAUAAAUAGGGAAGAGGGCGUCGCGGAGUUUAGACUGAAGAGUAUUUUUUACAAAGGUUUGGGGACGGCGACAGCGCCGCCGAUGCCGAGCCAUGUGGAGUUUGCGCAUCGGUUGUAUACGAAGCUUUGGAUGGAGAGUGCGGUGAGGAAUGUGGUUAUGUAG
Molecule: messenger RNA, 684 nt
Organism: Hyaloscypha bicolor E
Lineage: Eukaryota; Fungi; Ascomycota; Leotiomycetes; Helotiales; Hyaloscyphaceae
Exons: 2
Coding region: 1-684 (227 amino acids)
Source: RefSeq, a predicted model, not a curated record